Molecule: messenger RNA, 1791 nt
Organism: Striga hermonthica
Lineage: Eukaryota; Viridiplantae; Streptophyta; Magnoliopsida; Lamiales; Orobanchaceae
Source: the annotation of a GenBank genome assembly
AUGGGAGAAGCUGUGGUGAGCAGUGAAGCUGGGAUCGAAAAGCAGGUCAAAAAUUGCUUGAUCACAGCAGGCGGCGGCGGGACGGCGCCGGAGGUGGGGACGGCGGCGGAGGAAGAGGCCGAGAGUUCGCCGGUGGUGAGGUGGGACAAGUUCCUUCCGAAAAUGGUGUUGAGGGUAUUGUUAGUUGAAGCUGAUGAUUCUACUCGGCAGAUUAUUGCAGCCCUUCUCAGGAAAUGCAGUUACAGAGUUGCUACGGUUCCUGAUGGAUUAAAAGCUUGGGAAGUACUUAAAGGAAGUUCAUGCAAUAUAGACCUCAUUCUAACCGAAGUCGAGUUGCCUUCGAUCUCCGGAUAUGCACUUCUCACUCUAAUAAUGGAGCAUGAGGCCUGCAAAAAUAUCCCUGUAAUAAUGAUGUCAUCGCAAGACUCCGUUGGUACUGUUUAUAAGUGCAUGCUGAGAGGAGCAUCUGACUUUCUUGUCAAGCCUGUCCGAAAAAACGAGCUACGGAACUUAUGGCAGCAUGUGUGGAGAAAACAAGCUUCGAGCACCAGUGCUGGGCUCGGACUUCCAGACGAGAGUGUGCAGCAAAAAGAUGAAACUACUGCUGAGAACACUGCCAUUAGUAACCACUCGAGUGGUUGUAUUUCAUGCAUUGAGAGAAAUAAGCAGUGCACUGAAGAGGGAACUGAUGAUCAGAGCUCAUGCACAAAACCGGAGUCUGAGACUGAAGGAGAAGAUGUUGAAAACGGUCAUUGCAGCUCAAAGAAACAAAAGGAUAAAUGUGUUUCGGAAAAAAAUAGCCUUUCUUGCGGAGAAGAAGAACAAUUUCAUCAAGUAAAUAGUGAAAAACGAUCACAUGAAAACGAGAGCAGAGAAAUGCAUGCUGUCCUGGAUAAACCGUGUAGUGAAGCCAUCGAUUUAAUCGGAGCUUUUGAUAAUCACCUGAAGGGCAAUUUCGGAAGUUUGAAUCCGAAUGUAAGUGCAAACAAGUUUGACAUUUUGCCUCUACUUGACCUGUCCUUGAGAAGACCUCUUCACAAUGGCUCUGCGAAUCGAGCGAACAAUGAUUUGUCUAAAUUAAACCACUCGGAUGCAUCGGCUUUUUCGAGGUACAUUAACAAGCCAUCACUUCCCGAAAAUCACGUUGGUAAUCCCACAAUCCAAACAGGAUGCCCUGAAAUCACAUUCUCUUACACUCAGAACAAAGAAAUAUUCCAUCCAAUCCCAGUCAAAGGCAUAAGAUUCGAUAAUCCAAACAGCGCCUAUAAUUCCAUGAUGCCUUCACUAUACUGCGCCCAAUCAGGCUCUUCCUCACUGUCGAGUCCACAUACACCUCACCACACCGAGUCUUUCCCCCAAUCGGGCUUAUUUUACCUGUCUGAUUAUCAGCCGGCGAGUUUGCAGCAGGGUCUAGAUCAAAAAAUCGGCAACUCAGUUAAUCAGACAGAAAGUAAACCGGAAAAUAAUGUGGAAGAUCAUAGUGGGAAUAGCAACUAUUGCAGCAGCUAUAGAAAUCAAGACAAAGUCCACGUCAGCAAGGGCCCUUCGGAAAAUCCGGGUCGUGAAGAAAGCUUUUGCGUUCAUGAUGAGGCCUCCAAACGAUCCAUGCAGAGAGAAGCCGCUUUAAAUAAGUUCCGUAUGAAGAGGAAAGAUCGAUGCUUCGAGAAGAAGGUGAGAUAUGAAAGCAGAAAGAAGCUGGCCGAGCAACGUCCACGUGUAAAAGGACAGUUCGUUCGCCAAGUAUCGAAUGGUUCUCAAUUUGGAAACUCCUCAACUGGUUAUGUGCUCUAA